GUCGAGCGGUUCUCCGGCGAGAGUGGAAGUGUUUCUGGACAAGUCUUGCAAGCGUGUGUCAUUUUGACCAGAACUUUGUGUGUCAAGAGCAGAGUCUUCUCGUGAUUUCCCAACCCCAUGAGCCCAGAGUGAUAAGACUUCGCGCAUAUCGAAGGCUCAAAGUGCAGGACAAGAGAAAGGUGCCGCUGGAACAGAAACCGCUUCAGGCUUUUCCUCCUCCGUCAAAAGCUCUCAUCAUCCCGGAGACUGGUACUUUGGGCAGCAGGAAAGGUCUAAUUUGUUCGGUGGAAAAAUUUUGAGCAGCCAGCAAAGAUGUCGAUGUGCGGCAUUCAGAGGGCUCUCGACCGCAUGAGUCGGGCAUCGAAAGUGAAGAUUUGGUCAAUUGCCAGGAAUGGAUAUUCUACAAAGGUCGAGUACAAGCCCAUCCGGUCGGUGUUGGUGGCGAAUCGAGGAGAGAUCGCGAUCAGAGUCUUCCGCGCAUGCACAGAGCUGGGCAUCAAGAGCGUGGCCAUCUACUCGGAGCAGGACAAGAUGCACAUGCACAGGCAGAAGGCGGAUGAGUCGUACCUGGUGGGCAAGAACCUGCCGCCCGUGGAGGCGUACCUCAACAUUCCGGAGAUUAUUCGUGUGUGCAAGGAGAACGACGUGGACGCCGUGCAUCCUGGCUAUGGCUUCCUCUCGGAGCGCAGCGACUUCGCCCAGGCUGUGAUUGAUGCGGGCCUGAGGUUCAUCGGGCCGUCGCCAAAGGUCGUGCAGCAGAUGGGAGACAAGGUAGCCGCCAGGAAGGCGGCCAUUGACGCCGGAGUGCCGAUCGUGCCGGGCACUGACGGUCCGGUGACCACGAAAGAGGAGGCGAUGGACUUCUGCAAGCGCUACGGGCUGCCGGUGAUCUUCAAGGCGGCGUACGGAGGCGGAGGCAGGGGCAUGAGGGUGGUGAAGAAGAUGGACGAAGUGGAGGAGAUGUUUAUGCGUGCCAGCUCAGAGGCUAAGGCCGCCUUCGGCAACGGAGCGAUGUUCAUUGAGAAGUUCAUCGAGCGUCCGCGUCACAUUGAAGUGCAACUGCUGGGCGACAAGGCGGGAAAUGUGGUGCAUCUCUAUGAGAGGGAUUGCUCUGUGCAGAGGCGACAUCAGAAGGUGGUGGAGAUUGCACCGGCGCCGCGGUUGCCCAUUGAGGUGCGUGACAAGAUGACUGAACACGCAGUUCGCCUGGCCAAGCAUGUGGGCUACGAGAAUGCCGGCACUGUUGAGUACUUGGCGGACGACAAAGGCAACUUUUACUUCAUCGAAGUCAACGCUCGACUCCAAGUGGAGCACACAGUGACUGAGGAGAUUACAGGAAUCGAUCUGGUGCAGUCGCAGAUCCGCGUGGCGGAGGGAAUGACUCUGCCUGAGCUGGGAUAUACGCAGGAGAACAUCCACCCUCAAGGAUAUGCCAUUCAGUGCCGAGUGACCACUGAAGAUCCCGCCAAUGACUUCCAGCCAAGCACUGGUCGCCUGGAGGUGUUCAGAUCGGGCGAGGGCAUGGGAAUCCGACUGGACAGUGCCUCAGCUUACGCGGGUGGAAUCAUCUCGCCGUACUACGAUUCUCUGCUCGUGAAGGUUAUUUCGCACGCUUCUGAUCUCCAGGGAUCAGCCGCCAAGAUGAACAGAGCCUUGCGAGAGUUCAGAAUUCGCGGAGUGAAGACGAAUAUUCCCUUCCUGCUGAAUGUGCUUGAGAACCAGAAAUUCCUCAACGGUGUCCUGGACACGUACUUCAUUGACGAACAUCCGCAACUCUUCAAAUUCCAGCCGUCGCAGAAUCGCGCCCAAAAACUCCUCAACUACCUCGGAACGGUUCUCGUUAAUGGACCUCAAACACCUUUGGCGACUAAACUUAAACCCGCGGACGUUCAUCCGCAUGUUCCCGAUGUAGAUUUAGGCCCUCAAGCUCCUCUUGAUCUCUAUCAAGUACUUAAUCCAAAGCCACGUAAAAGCUUCAUUCACUUUUCUUUAUCUUCUUAUAGUAGAUGCUUUGAGCUUUCUUGUUGCAUGUGCUUAAUCGCUCAUGGAUGCACAACUGAUAUGUUUUACUCUUGUCUCUGUUCUUUAGCCACGAAACCCAAACCGGGACUCAGGGAUGUGCUGAAGAGUCAGGGUCCCGAGGCAUUCGCCAAGGAAGUGCGGGCGAGGAAGGAAUUGCUGCUGAUGGACACGACUUUCCGCGAUGCUCAUCAAUCUUUGCUGGCCACACGAGUGCGAACCCACGAUUUACUGAAGAUUUCGCCAUUUGUUGCCCAUAAAUUCCACAAUCUCUACGCCCUGGAGAACUGGGGAGGAGCUACAUUUGAUGUGGCGCUCAGGUUCUUGCACGAGUGUCCGUGGGAACGGCUGGAGGAGAUGCGCAAGAUGAUCCCCAAUGUUCCCUUCCAAAUGCUGCUGCGCGGCGCAAAUGCCGUUGGCUACACGAAUUACCCAGACAAUGUGGUGUACAAGUUCUGUGAACUGGCCGUGCAGACGGGAAUGGACAUCUUCCGUGUCUUCGAUUCGCUCAAUUACCUGCCCAACUUGAUUCUGGGAAUGGAGGCUGCCGGCAAGGCGGGAGGAGUCGUUGAGGCUGCCAUUUCCUACACUGGGGACGUGAGUGAUCGCUCAAAGACGAAGUACGACCUGAAGUACUACGUCAAUCUGGCGGACGAGCUCGUGCGUGCUGGCACUCAUGUGCUCGCCAUCAAGGACAUGGCGGGAUUGCUGAAGCCCAAUGCUGCUCGCCUGUUGAUCUGUGCCAUCAGGGAUAAGCAUCCCGACAUUCCCAUUCAUAUUCACACGCACGACACUUCGGGAGCCGGCGUGGCGGCAAUGCUGGCUUGCGCUGAGGCUGGAGCUGAUGUUGUGGAUGUGGCAGUGGACUCCAUGUCUGGAAUGACCUCGCAGCCGAGCAUGGGAGCAGUCGUUGCGUCUCUGCAAGGUACAACUGCCGACACACUCUUCAAUCUGUCCGACAUAUCGGAGUACUCGGCGUAUUGGGAGCAGACGCGCACCUUAUACGCGCCAUUCGAGUGCACCACGACCAUGAAAUCGGGCAACGCGGAUGUGUACAUGAACGAGAUUCCCGGUGGCCAGUACACCAAUCUCCAAUUCCAGGCCUAUUCGCUGGGUCUGGGAGAUUUCUUUGAGGACGUGAAGAAGGCGUACCGCGAGGCAAAUCUCCUGCUCGGCGACAUCAUCAAAGUCACACCAUCGUCGAAAGUUGUGGGUGAUCUUGCGCAGUUCAUGGUGCAGAACAAGCUGACGGCGCAGCAGAUCGCAGAGAAGGCGGAAGAGCUCUCGUUCCCCAAGUCCGUGGUGGAGUUCUUGCAAGGCGCCAUCGGAACGCCCCAUGGCGGCUUUCCCGAGCCGCUGCGAUCGCGCGUGCUGAAGGACAUGCCACGCGUCGAGGGACGCCCGGGAGCAUCUCUAGCUGAGCUCGAUUUCGCCCAGCUGAAGGGUGACCUCAAGGAAUCUCACGCCCAAGUCACGGAUCGCGAUGUCAUGUCAGCCGCUCUGUAUCCCCAGGUCACCAAUGAUUUCCUCACCUUCCGCGAUUCCUUCGGGCCUGUGGACAAACUGGACACUCGCAUCUUCCUAACGGGACCCAAAGUGGGUGAGGAGUUUGAGGUGACGCUGGAGAAGGGCAAGACGGUGCACAUCAAGACUCUGGCCAUGGCUGAGGAUCUCACGCCGAAUGGUGAGCGAGAGGUGUUCUUUGAGUUCAACGGGCAGCUGCGUUCUGUGCUCAUCCGCGACAAGGAGGCCGUCAAGGAGCUUCACAUUCAUCCCAAGGCGAACAAGGGCAACAAAAGCGAAGUGGGCGCUCCGAUGCCGGGAACAGUGAUUGACAUUCGAGUGAAGGAGGGUGACCACGUGGAGAAGGGCCAGCCCCUGAUCGUGCUCUCGGCCAUGAAGAUGGAAAUGGUGGUGCAGUCGCCCAAGGCCGGCACCGUGAAGAAGCUGGAGAUUAGCAACGGCAUGAAACUCGAGGGCGACGACCUGAUCCUCGUGCUGGACUGAACUGGCGUCAAUUAGCACUGAGAUUUGAGAUUGCGACCUGAUCUUCCGCGUGAGAGACUUGCGCUUAGGCUUUUAGGUGAUGAUAUUUUUAUACUUGUUACCCCUCAAAAUUGUUUUGUUUGUCUCUUUUGCUAAAUUGUAAAAAAUGUAUAUGAAACAUGUUUCAAAACGUUUA
Molecule: messenger RNA, 4201 nt
Organism: Phlebotomus argentipes
Lineage: Eukaryota; Metazoa; Arthropoda; Insecta; Diptera; Psychodidae
Gene: PCB
Product: pyruvate carboxylase, mitochondrial
Exons: 8
Coding region: 313-4026 (1237 amino acids)
Biological process (GO): gluconeogenesis; pyruvate metabolic process
Cellular component (GO): cytoplasm
Molecular function (GO): pyruvate carboxylase activity; metal ion binding; ATP binding
Source: RefSeq, a predicted model, not a curated record